This is a messenger RNA of Saccostrea cuccullata (small rock oyster), 1275 nucleotides long. RefSeq lists its product as uncharacterized. Gene Ontology annotation, biological process: proteolysis. NCBI's taxonomy places the organism in Eukaryota, Metazoa, Mollusca, Bivalvia, Ostreida, Ostreidae. The record is from RefSeq and is a predicted model, not a curated record. Gene Ontology annotation, molecular function: zinc ion binding; aspartic-type endopeptidase activity; nucleic acid binding. Bases 1 to 1275 code for a protein of 424 amino acids. The transcript has a single exon.
AUGUUGAACAAGUGGACCGAACUAGAGAAAGGUUUAUAUUUAGCAGUUUCCUUAAGAGGACAGGCUCAAGGUGUACUGGGGAAUUUGCCUAACACACACAAGCAUGACUAUGUCUUACUUGUGAAUGCAUUAGAGGAGAGAUUUGCACCCUCGAAUCAAAAUGACUUGUACAGGACCCAGCUGCGAGAACGCCGACAACGAGCAACGGAAACUUUACCAGAACUGGGACAAUCCAUAAGAAGACUCACAAGCUUGGCAUACCCAACGGCGCCAAGAGAUGUACAAGAAACGCUGACAAAAGAACAGUUUAUUGAUGCCCUCCAAGAUGCUGACAUGAGAUUGAGAAUAAAACAAGCAAGGCCAUUAAAUCUCAAUGAUGCUAUUCGACAUGCUGUCGAAUUGGAAGCAUUUGUUAAAUCUGAUCGUAAAAUGUUCGAAAAACAAACCCACUUACGACCAAUGCAGUCAGAGAAAACUGAGGGAAACAAGAAAGACAGAUCAGAUCAGAUCAGCACAAGUAUAUUGGUAGAGCUAAAGGAUGAAAUAAGAAAACUUCUUAAGGAAGUUAAUGACAUGAAAACAAAGAAUUCCCAGGAUGUUGUAUACAAAAAGAAAGUUGGAGCUACCAGCAAUAGACGCUGCUAUUUGUGUGGAUCUCCAAAUCAUUUCCGAUAUGACUGUCCACAAGGUUAUAGAACUCAACAAAACGCAGCAGCACAAAAGAAAUACUCAUAUAAUACAAAGAAACAUCCUGUACAAAACACAUUCAAAUGCAUCACGUCUUACAAAGCUCAAGUUGGCGUAAACCAGAUAGACCCUGAAGCUGGAAUGUACGUAAAAACUACCAUCCUGGGGAUUGAAGCGAAUUUGCUUGUUGACACGGGAGCAACACUAUCAGUAUUGUCCAGUAAAGUCUAUGAGGCUAUACAAAACAAACCAGUUUUGUACAAAACCAAUCAAAUAGUCUCUUCUGCAUGUGGGACCGACUUAACUGUGAAAGGAAAAACUAGCAUCUGCAUUAAUCUGGGUGAGAGUUUUUAUUGUCAAGAUGUCAUCGUAGCAGAUUUUUCUCUCGAUGGAGUCAUUGGACUUGACUUUAUGAAGAAAUACAAUUGUACGAUAGACAUAGUUAAUGGGUAUUUUAAGGUAAACAACAAAGUUUACAAAGUUGAUUUCUUUGGCAAAAUCGGUUGCUUUAGAAUUAACUCGAAAGAGGUGAUUGUUGUUCCUGCCAGAAGUGAGAUAGUGACUUAUUGUAAGGUCUCAAUGCCGUAA